AUGUUGACGGAUACGGUGCCAGCCUUGACGUAUGACAUGCCGUCAGCUGUACCGACUGGCACGCCCGCUCUGCCUGCCGGCGCCGCGGGUCCAAGCUUCAACCAGCCCUUUGCUCAGCCAAGUCAUGGCCGUCACAUAUCGAUUGAUGAGCCCCCGAAACCGAAACGACCGCCCCAGCUGAGGAUCACGACCGAUUUCUCGUCAAAGACCUUGGAGUCGGACCCUGGAUCGAGUAAAACAUCAGCUUCGCCCGAGGUUGAGCCUGCAAGGAAGCCGAGACGAGUUCCGCAUCACCGGAAAUCUUCCUUGGGACUCGCUCAGAGCCGAGGUCUGCAUGAGACGCAAAAGAUGUUGAACCUUCUCCUGGACAGACUUGAGGCGCGAUCAGCAGCUCCCGACGUCCUUGAUCGGGCUGUUAUCAAGGCGCGGAAGGAAGCAGGGCACAUCACACGACGGCGUCGCUUCGGAGCUCGUUUGGGCGAAGUUGCAGUGGCUGCUGUCACUGCUGCGCAGAAGAAAAAGAUCAACAUCGAGGAUGAUGGAGACGACUCGGAUGAUAUUGACGACAUUCUUAUUCUGGACGAGGAUGAUUGGGAUACGGACGCCACAACCGACCUCGUCGAGCAGAUGCGAGACCUGCUGGUCCUGAGCGAGAGGCAAGUGCUCGAUCUGUUCGGAGCUUCACAAAUUGCAGCCUUUGACAAGCGUAAUGCUGCGAAAGACAAGCGUAAAAGCAGCCGGUUCUCCUCUAUGACGGCAUCCCUGUCAAAAGUCGCCAGUAAUGAUUCGCAUGCCGGACCGGGUGGCGAAAUUUCUGGGCCUAGACUGCUUCAACGCCUGGCAGCGAUCCUGCGAUCUCUGAUUCUCAUCGACUGCAUGUACACGACAUAUCGAUUCCGUCCUCUCAAGCCACCGUAUUUCCUUCAGUCAAUGUGUCUCGACAUUGCGGCUGUGCUUUACUCGAAAGGCGACAUGAAGACAAAGCUCCACGUGUUUGAGUCAGUAACAGACGCAUUGUAUGGGUGGGGACAUCCCAUGCGCGAGCGGAUAUGCGAGUGGCUCGAGGGAAGGCUAAACGAGCUACUGGUCCGCCUGGCAGAGGAGAGGUCCGACGGUAUGGAGGAAGACCAACCGAGAGUUGUCUUCAACGAUCCCUUUUCACCGGCUACAUCAUCGCCUCCGCAAGUCACGGCGGACAUCCCCACGUUUGCUUUCUCAGUUGAGACCGACGAUGGGGAUCGAUCAACGGAGCCCAAGGGGAAGGGCUGGAUAGAGCACAGUUCCCCUGCAUCGUCGACUGGCUCACGACCGUGGAACCGUCACCUGUCAGGAGUAUUGUCGACGCAUUCGACUGCUAUCUCAUCGCUGCCAUUGCAGAUAUCUGCGCUUAUUCCUCGUCUGCUGAUAGCGAUUGCCUCGAUUGACAUGAACAGCGCCAGACUGACCACGCUGUUCCGUGUCCAUCGUCUGGUGUCUCUGGUCCUCAACGCAAAGCCAGAUGUUGGAUCGGACUUGCUGGAGAUUAUCGCGCAAGGUUCCUCGGAUGCCUCGCAAAGGGGGUUUGAUAUGUUGACGACAUACUUUCCCCUGUGCACGGGACACAACACUAUAGCUCGGCGGCCACCGCUGUGCACCUAUCUGGCGCAGCGCAUGAAGUGGGAGACGGGUCAGGAGAGGGAGCUUGGCGAAGACGACAUGGAGAGCCACCACUACCUCCCAUGGCGUGGCAGUGAAUCCGGCGAUAACCUGUGCCAAACUUGCGAGCGACCUUGCGAAGGAUUCUGCGUGCGCUGCACCCUUUGUCAGGACAUCAAACAUGUCGAUUGCCUGCUUCUUUACGGCGACGAAUUGGUGGAGUGGGCUACAACCGUUGUCGGCGGCUCCAGCUCCAAACCUACAAUGCCGAGACACGAAAACGUGACCGUCAAGUAUUCCAAAUGCGUACCUCGGCUCGACGAGAAGGUUCACGACGGCGGUCCAACUCAGAAUGGACCUGAAGCGACCGUUCGCACAGUCGGUCAACAUACAUUUCAUCUAGUCAACCUGUUCACCCUCACACUCUGCGGCGACUGUCGAGAGCCGUUAUGGGGCACAACAAAGCAAGCCUACGUCUGUCUGGGGCAAUGCCAGCGAUUUUUCCAUCCCGCUUGCAUUGACAAGAUGAAGGACAGGGGAUCUACUUUGUGUCGACCAGGAACUGAAGCAUUUGUCAACACAAGUGAUCCCGACUAUAAGCGUGAUCCAUUCACGACGUCGGUCCAGGUCGUGCAGGAGAGCUUCGCACGUUCAGCGUCGGAGGUGUGCCGCGAACCUAGCCGACUAGCAAAGCUUUCAUUCGACGAGACCGCGCUGCUAUAUGCGCACCUUUGGAUACAGCAUGAGAUCUACCUAAAUGGUGUCCGAGCCGGGUCGAUACGCUUCUCCGGUGAGGCACCGACGGAUCCUGCAAUCAUUCCUGGCACGACCUCUCUAUUAGAGCACUACAAGCAACACCUUGGUCAGCGCGAGCUGCAAGCCUCGGCGGCUCUGCAAGACUAUUCGCGCACAACAGGAGAACCCAUCCGCGACGCUAAGGACUUGUUGUGGCGACCCCGGUAUCUCGAAUACUGUUCAGCGCUCCUGAAGGCUCCAUUCGAUCCUUCGGAUCACCUGUCUGGCUCGCACCAGCUACUGACCCCCGGCCAGCUGGGAUCUUACGAACCUGACCCGCCCACUACAGCAUUCGAAGCACUGGGAAUGACGAGUGUAAGGCAGAGCAUGGCCAGCGAUCUCAACAUCAGAGACCGCUUGGCGGCCGCAAUACUUCUGGAACGAAUGAGAGGCUUUGGGCUCUGUGCAGUUCCCCAUUGCCGAAAGAUUGGACCGAAACAAGUACAAGAUACCCAGCUCCUGGUAACGUUCCCAAUACCUCUCCUCCUCGACAGCUCUCCUUCCGUGGAACUGCUUGUCCUCGCCAUAGAGCAGCUGCUAGAUGUUGUCGACCUGACUGCCAACGAGCAAGCGUUCAAUCUACUCUGCAAUCGGGCUUGGCCUUCCCCGAUGUGUUCCUCCUACGCUCUAGAACGCCUCGGCGGAGCUGUCUUGUCGUGGGUCAUGGACGGCGACGACGUGCUCCAUUACGUUGUCAAGAAUUAUGCAUCGAAGGCAAAACGACCUCCAGGGGUUCGUGUAGGACGCGGAGCAAGUAAAGGGACCACCGCUGUCGCAACGUACAGGGAUGACCGCGCCAGGAUGUUUGAACGAUAUGCGAAGCCCUGGUUGGAGGCCCUGCACGCCCUCGACUCCUCGCUGUACGCCUCGCUUGCCUACGACAGGAGCAAGAUGACCGAUAACAAGUAUCAGGUGCAAGAACUGUCGAAGGAUUCCUCCGCCGCGAGCCAGAUUGCCGGCAUGGCGCUGGAACGUAUGGUUACCUUGGCAGAUGUUGGCGCAUCGUUUUCAAUAGUUUUGGAUCUGGUCGUCGCCUGGCUGGAGGAUCUGGGUGCUGUGUCGAAACAGCACGCGAAUUCUCAGAAAGGCGUGCUGGGCGAAGACCUCUGGGAGCUGGCUAAAGCGACAUCUCAAGAGGGACCCGAAGGAGUAAGGCGAGUCUGCCAGUGGUUGCGAGUACUCAGCUGCUCUGGAGCUGAAGUUCCGUGGGAAACGGUGACGGACAUGGUUGAGCUGGUCGCUGGGGCAGAUGUUGCAAGCGAAGCGCGGUUAGACCUCAUCUCCACCAUUAACUCCAACACGACACAAACGGACAGCAAAGCUUUCGCCCAGCUCUGCAAUCGUCAGCUCGUGAGACUGGGUGGCGCUCUGAGCUUCCGGCCUACCGACUUGGAGCUACAGAUGCUGAGGACAAAUCUCCUCUCGAUCCUCCGUGCAUACGGAACUAGUGCCACGGAUAUCUCCGAGACGUCCCUCAAGAUGCCAGUGGUGGAACAGCCUACUUUGAACACCACCAUGCGCAACAAGCAGUUGCCUACUCCGCCAACAUCAACGCCGACCCUCAUUGCGCUGGACCCUAGUGUGCUUCAUGUUGUUGCGAGCCUAUUGCGACGCAAGGACUAUCCGGCGGAGAUUCUCCUUGACUUCCUCUGGCUGCUGUUCAUACGAGCACCUGCUGUAGAGAACGCCGACGGCUUCCUGUUUCAACACUGCGCUACUCUUUACGAAGCCCGAGUGUUCCUCAAGCUGGUAAUGGUGAAUUCGGUUCCUAUCGAGGAGAUGGUCAGGAAGGAGCUGGAACAGGUCGAUCAAGCCUCGCUGCGUGAGCGGAUGUUGACCCUUGUGCUUGAGCUGGCGGACGAUGUCGUUACCGCAGAUCUGGAGUGCUUUCGCAGUAACGCUGUGGGCCUGGUUAUGCUGUUCUUCACCGAGGUCGUCCAGCCGCUCAAUCCCAUUCCCGACAUUCUGGUGAUCUGGAAAGCCAUCCAGCCGUCGCAGCUGAUUGCCAUCGCCCGUUGUUUCGAAGAGUACAUCGUCUCGUGCAGCGAUGAGGAGAAGAAGAAGUUCCUUGCUCAGCUUCUCCAGCUCAGAACGUUAUUCCCUUCUUGGCCAGCUUUGUGUCUUGGACUGAACAUGCUUGCCGCCGGCGUCCCCUGCGAAUGGGCAAUGCUGCAAGAGUUUCAGCGCUGUGUCGCGGCGACAUGCGCUCCUCCGUGGCAGCACCCAAAGGAGACGGUCACUGGUCUUCUCCUGCCGGGUCUGAAGAAUGUACUCGAUUCAACUGCACGGAUCAUGGUCGAAAACGAAUCUCACGAUGACAAGGACCGGAAGACGAUCACCGUCGGCUCACUCUUCGUCCCCAUUGUGGUAGAGUUUGCGAAUGACCUAGAAAUGGAGGAGGUGCUGGUGCAGCGUUAUAUCCUGGACAUUUUGCUUGUUGUAUACUACAAGCCCAAUGUCCAGCCCGUGGAGCUGCAAGCGCUCAGCACCCUUCAGACCCUAGCGACCUUUGCCGCCAACCGCUUGCAGAGUAUCGAGAACCGACUUCUCGCGGUUCAGAUCCUCAACACUGCGGAGAACCACAUGACGAAGGACAGGUUCAGCCGAGUACUGCCUGCCUUGUUCGUCCUGGUGGCAGACAUCAUCGCCAAGGAAUCUUCAGGCGGCGACUCGGCCCUCGUUGAUGCCAGUCGUGGGUUCCUGGAAGCCAGUAUCGAGUCCUACGGCGAUGCCGGUCUCUUCCUUCAAGUUCUGAAACAAGAUGGUCAAAAGAGCAAGGGAGACAAUUCCAGUGAGGCCCUUGGUAAAGCGCUACAAAUUGCCAGCCGAGAGCAAACGGAAGACGGAAGCUGGCGCUAUACCUGGAUCGAAAAGGUCGUCACAGAUCUGUAUGUGUUGAAGUAA
Molecule: messenger RNA, 5334 nt
Organism: Trichosporon asahii var. asahii CBS 2479
Lineage: Eukaryota; Fungi; Basidiomycota; Tremellomycetes; Trichosporonales; Trichosporonaceae
Exons: 5
Coding region: 1-5334 (1777 amino acids)
Source: RefSeq, a predicted model, not a curated record